AUGUCUUUGAUUGAUGCUGGAAAUGUCGCUUCGGGACCGUGUUCAGUCACUGUUCAGUUACAUCCGCUCGUAGUUCUCAAUAUUUCCGAACAUUGGACGCGUAAUAAAGUGAAAGAAAAUUCACCAGCAGUCGUUGUUUAUGGGGCUUUAUUAGGUAAACAAGAGGGACAUCACGUCGAGAUCACUAAUUCUUUCGAAUUGCUACUGGAUGAGCCCCACAUGUNAUUCUACGGUACACGCGAAGCCCAAUGCAAACAAGUCUAUCCCGACUUAGAUAUUGUGGGAUGGUACACUACUGGUGGUGUCAUUACUGAAAGUGAUGAGCUGUUCAAUCGACAAGUAGCAUUAAUUAUUUAG
Molecule: messenger RNA, 357 nt
Organism: Echinostoma caproni
Lineage: Eukaryota; Metazoa; Platyhelminthes; Trematoda; Plagiorchiida; Echinostomatidae
Source: the annotation of a GenBank genome assembly